Thyridium curvatum is the source of this 786-nucleotide messenger RNA. RefSeq lists its product as uncharacterized. The transcript has 2 exons. Lineage: Eukaryota; Fungi; Ascomycota; Sordariomycetes; Thyridiales; Thyridiaceae. Bases 1 to 786 code for a protein of 261 amino acids. The record is from RefSeq and is a predicted model, not a curated record.
AUGUCCCAAUUCCAGAAGCCGCCGCGCGGUCAACGUAAGUCUCUAUUCGUCAUACAGCGAGCUAGCUCCCAGAGGCUAAUGUUGCUAUCUCCUGGCAGCCAGGCCCUUUGUCUUGUCCGUCAACCCCUUUCUCGCCCCGGGGCCCCGGGAUAUCAUGAUCAUGCAUGUCUGGACCUGAGCUUACCCCUGAGAAACAGCGUCUGCGACCUGCAGGAAAAGUUCCGCAAUGCCAUCUGGGAGUUUGACAAGGUCAUCCUGACCACAAAGAAGCUCCUCCAGGCCGCCCAGGCCCUCUCCAUCCCCGUCGUCGCCACCACCCAGAACAAGGCGCGCCUGGGCGAGACGGUGCCCGAGCUCGCGCCCCUGCUCGCGCAGCUCGGCGCCCACGAGGAGGACAAGACCCUCUUCAGCAUGUACCUCCCCGCCGUCGCCGAGCGCCUGCUCUCGCAGGCCCCGGCCCCGGCCCCGGCCGACGUGGCCAUCGUGGGCAUCGAGUCGCACAUCUGCGUCACGCAGACGGCGCUCGACCUGCUCCGCGCGGGCCACAACGUCUACGUGCUCGCCGACGGCGUGAGCAGCUGCAACCGGCAGGAGGUCGGGCUCGCGCUCGACCGGCUGCGCUGCGCCGGCGCCGUCGUCACGACGAGCGAGAGCUGGCUGUACGACAUGAUGCGCGACGCGGCGCGGCCCGAGUUCAGGGCCGUCGCCGGCGUCGUCAAGGCCACCAAGGACGACACGCAGCGGGCGCUGUCGGGGCUGUUCCCCGGGCCGGGGCCCAAGAUGUAG